This is a messenger RNA of Electrophorus electricus (electric eel), 1429 nucleotides long. It is a transcript of the gene wif1, whose product is annotated as wnt inhibitory factor 1. The record is from RefSeq and is a predicted model, not a curated record. Gene Ontology annotation, cellular component: cell surface; extracellular region. Gene Ontology annotation, biological process: anatomical structure development. Gene Ontology annotation, molecular function: signaling receptor binding. Lineage: Eukaryota; Metazoa; Chordata; Actinopteri; Gymnotiformes; Gymnotidae.
UUCUGUCAAUUCAAGACGUAGUUGCCAUAGAUUUAAUACGGGAGUUUAACACAAGGAGGGAUACAUUAAUACUACAUUUCACAGUGCAUAAGACGAAGGACUGUGCGGAAUGGCUUUUGGGACGCCUAUGUUUCAGCUGUAUUUUAAGACUUACUUUUUUCUACUUUUGGGGGGUUUGGUAGUCGAAGCUGCCCCAGAGCAAGGAAGUCUGUGCAUGUGGAUUGAUGCUAACCAAGCUAGGAUAUUAAUAGGUUUCGAGGAGGAUAUUUUGAUUGUGUCAGAGGGCAGAAUGGCUCCAUUCACACACGACUUCAAGAAAGCGCAGCAGCGGAUGCCCGCUAUACCUGUUCAUAUCCACUACGUGAACUUCACCUGGCAAGUGACUGAUCAGGCUGAGUACUUCUACGAGUUCCAGACUCUACGUUCAUUCGACAAAGACAUCAUGGAUGACCCUACUGUCAACGUCCCCCGAUUAGGCUCUGUACCGCACAAAGCUUCAGUGGUGCAGGUAGGUUUCCCAUGCCGAGGCGAUCAGGACGGUGUUGCGGCAUUCGAGGUCACCAUCCUGGUGAUGGACGGGGGUGGAAACAUCGUUCUGCGGACCCCGCAUAACGCCAUCUUCUUCAAGUCCUGCCAGAGAGCGAAGUGUCCUGGGGGCUGCAGGAACGGAGGCUACUGUAACGAGAGGCAGGUCUGCGAGUGCCACGAUGGCUUCUAUGGCACGCAGUGUGAAAAAGCCCUGUGUUCACCACGGUGCAUGAAUGGAGGUCUGUGUAUGAGUCCAGGGCUGUGUGGUUGUCCCCCAGGCUACUAUGGUGCCAGCUGUGAGAAAGCAAACUGCAGCACUACGUGUUUUAAUGGGGGAACUUGCUUCCAUCCCGGGAAAUGUGUUUGCCCCACUGGCUUUGAGGGCAGCCGCUGUGAAAAAAGUAAAUGCCGGCAGCCAUGCCGCAAUGGAGGCAAAUGCAUGGGCAAGAACAAAUGCAAGUGCAGCAAGGGUUACCAUGGAGAUCUGUGCUCCAAGGCUGUCUGUGAGCCCAGCUGCGGAGCACACGGGACUUGCUUAGAGCCCAACAGGUGUCAGUGCCGGGACGGUUGGCAUGGACGUCACUGUAAUAAGAGGUAUCGCGGGGGAUCAUCAACGAUCCCCCGCCCCUCCGGACCCAGGCCAAAGCCCCACACCACAUCAGAGAGGGAGCUCAGAGUGGCCUCUGACACUAACCGGCCCUCCGACACCAACUACGUUGUUUAAGCUUCCUGGCCUGUGGCCUCCCCAGGGGCCAUCGCUCAUCUUGACCUUCUUCAGAUCCCCAGCAUCCUUCCUGGGAUCCUUCCUCCCUGGGUUGCUGCUUCCACCCUCGCCAGACUUUUUGUUCAUGUUCCUGGUAUCCCCUUUCACGGUCAAAGCCCAGAUCUCCACUCCCUUCUG